GGGCUCCAUCAUCAACGCUAGAGGUCACAAGACAAUGAAAAAAUGCUGUGGCCAAUGCAAUACGGAAAAGGUUCCGGUUUGUAUCAUGUUUCUUUUUGGGCACAAUGAAAACAAUUGGCUUGAGGUUUUCCUGGAUUGGGAUGAAUAACCAGGCGGGAGUUUGAUUUUUUUGAGCAACCGUGAAUUUCAUCGUGACUUUGGACUUUCUCGGAUCAUUUCCUUAUUUUUCUUCAUGUGCCUGACUCGUUUGUAUCAGUAACCGUUUGCAUUUUGCUCCAUUUCAACCCAUGAUCUUCCUACAAGCGGCAGUGCAAUCUUCCAAUUCCAAUGUCCAAUCGGGCUUGGACUUUUGGAUGUUCUUUGUUUACUGCAUCGUCGUCAUCGUCGUCGUCCUCUUCUUCUUAUUCUACUUUAAUCGUGUUGCCGGCCAAAUAUUAACGUGGCUCAUCAACCAAUAUACCUGGCGACGCUAUGGAGCCUACAUUGAAGUCGAUUCCGUGCGUGUGACACUUUUAGGCGCUCGUAUCCUGUUCAAGAACUUUCGAUAUCUUUCAACCAAUCAAUCAAUUUCUAUCGUAAAGGGCCAUAUCGCUAUCCGAUACUGGUUACUCAAUGUGCGAAAUUCCAAAGACGAAAAAACAGGCAAAAAUAACAGCCCACAUCCUUGUCGAGUGGUCUGCCAUGUGGAAGGACUCGAAUGGUUCAUUUACAACAAUGCGCCCGCUUACGAAAGAAUGAAAGAUAUUCUUGGCAUGACCACCACUGCAACCAACCAGUCCACAGGCUCGGACGUUGAACUUAAAGCCCGCCAAACCCAAAGUUGAUCCGGAAAGCCAGACUCCGACGGGUGUGCAGGAUUCGUUGAUGGAACGGCUCAUGCCAAUUCAGUUUGAGUGUACCACCGGCGCGGUAAUCAUUGGUAACAUGGAACUCCGCACCAUGAUCCUCCUCCAGGUCGCGCAAGCCAACGGUAUUUGGAGUACGGUACCUUCACGGAGUAGCAUGGAUUAUUACAAGUCCGUCUUUGAUCUCGUCCUCAGAAAACCGCAACUUAGUCUC
Radiomyces spectabilis is the source of this 1059-nucleotide messenger RNA. RefSeq lists its product as uncharacterized. Lineage: Eukaryota; Fungi; Mucoromycota; Mucoromycetes; Mucorales; Radiomycetaceae. The transcript is spliced from 4 exons. Gene Ontology annotation, cellular component: membrane. The record is from RefSeq and is a predicted model, not a curated record. Gene Ontology annotation, biological process: fermentation. The coding region runs from base 288 to 824 and encodes 178 amino acids.